AAGUUCAUUUCGAGGUUUAGGGUUUUGGUUCAACUUGACAGGGAUCUUUAACAUGGAGGAUCCAAACAAAAUUAAGGAAAAGGAAGAGAAAGGAAAGGAAGAAGUACGAUAUAGGGGAGUGAGGAGAAGGCCAUGGGGAAAAUACGCAUCAGAAAUUCGAGACCCUACAAGGCAAGGUGCACGUUUAUGGCUUGGGACAUUUGACACUGCAGAGGAGGCUGCUCGAGCCUACGAUCGAGCAGCCUUUAAUCUCAGAGGUCAUAUGGCAAUCUUGAACUUCCCCCGUGAGUACUAUGCUCAACUCAUGGGGGGUUCAUCAUCAUCUCCAUCUCCAUCCCCAUAUCUAUAUCCUUAUCCUUCUUCUGGUAAUGUCCAUAAGAGCUUUGACAAAGGAAGUUCAUCCUCCGGUGAGCAACAAAAGCAGGUUUUCGAGUUCGAGUAUUUGGAUGACAAGGUGUUGGAGGAGCUUCUUGAAACUGAAGACGAGAAGAUUAAGAAGAAAAUGUUGAGAGACUGAAACUUCUUACUCAUGUUCACUGCAUUUUGGUUUGUUUGAUUUCUCUUUCAUUUCCCCUUAUUUUUCAACUAAACUACUAAGCAUACAAGUAUGAGUUUCUGCACUUUGAUUAUGAUUAUGAUCAUUAUGAUAUAUAAAUUUUGAACUUUAUUUAUUAAUAAAAGAUUGAAUUGUUUGACCUAA
Molecule: messenger RNA, 700 nt
Organism: Gossypium arboreum
Lineage: Eukaryota; Viridiplantae; Streptophyta; Magnoliopsida; Malvales; Malvaceae
Product: ethylene-responsive transcription factor ERF098-like
Exons: 1
Coding region: 53-517 (154 amino acids)
Biological process (GO): regulation of DNA-templated transcription; ethylene-activated signaling pathway
Molecular function (GO): DNA binding; DNA-binding transcription factor activity
Source: RefSeq, a predicted model, not a curated record